AUGCAGUAUAAGCAAGUAGUUCUUUGGAUGGAUGAACUGAGGUCACGCUUCCAAUUUUAUCCUGAAACAUUCGGCUUGGCUGCUAGUUUUCUCAAUCGCAUCUUGGCAUUUGUAAGGGUACAGAUGAAGUAUCUUCGAUGUAUUGCCAUCACAUGCUUAUAUAUUGCAGCUAAAACCAAUGAGGAGGAUGAGAUAAUCCCAUCAUUGAAGAAUCUUGCAGUGCAAAGUGACUGCCUAUACUCAUCUGCUGAAAUUCUAAGGAUGGAAAGGAUCAUACUGGAUAAACUGCAAUGGGAUUUGUACACAGCCACACCAGUUGACUUCCUGAACAUUUUCCAUGCCAUGGUGAUGUUCAGCUGGCCUCAUCUCUUUGGCAGCUUCUCUCAAAUGAAUCCUUCUCGCCACGUGGCACUCUUAACCAGGCAACUACAGCACUGCAUGGCAUGCCACCAGUUACUGCAGUUUAGGGGUUCCACGCUGGCCUUGGCAAUUAUCACCUUGGAGUUGGAAAGGAUGGCAGCUGACUGGUUCCCUGUUAUGACUGACCUGAUGAAGAAAACACAAGUAAUCAAAACACAUUUAAAAUAUAUAUUUAUUUAUUUUUCGGUUUGUUGGUUUUCACUUGCUUCAUGUUCUCAGAUGAUUUCCUGGCCUAAGAGGUGUAAUUUGGACCUGUAG
This is a messenger RNA of Staurois parvus, 678 nucleotides long. NCBI's taxonomy places the organism in Eukaryota, Metazoa, Chordata, Amphibia, Anura, Ranidae. The record is from the annotation of a GenBank genome assembly.